UGAGCUGAUAAACUCACGGCCGGGAAGGGGGAACACACACCAGUGGAAGUUUUUAUAUUUUUCUCUCCUCUUUCCUUUAUCUCGCUGGUAAAUGUCCAUGGAAUAAGCGCGAUAAUCAACUCGUAGGUGUGCAUUAAACAGUUUUAAAGCAGAGAACGACAUUGGUUAUCCCUUAACGUAACAGCUCGGGGCUAAAGAGUUGGUAUGGCGGACAAGACGGUGGAACCGGAGUCUGUGAGUAUCCCCAUGGAGGAGGCCGUCAUGUGUAAUGGUGGUGGCCAGCCUCAGGCCCUGCCUCAGCCUCAGCCUCAGCCUCAGCCUCAGCAGCAGCAGCAGCAGCAGGAGGCGUCCAUGUUGACCCAUCUGAAGAAGGUUGAGAACCAGAUCACUGAGGCGCAGCGCUUCUCCCACCUACCCAAACGCUCAUGCGUGGACCUGGAGUUCACCGACCUCUCCUACACCAUCCAGGAAGGACACUGCUGGAGGAAGAGAGGUUUCAAAGCCUUACUGAAGUGCCUGUCUGGGAGGUUCUGCAGCCGGGAGCUGAUAGGAAUCAUGGGGCCAUCGGGGGCUGGGAAGUCCACCCUGAUGAACAUCCUGGCUGGAUACAGGGAAACAGGGAUGAAGGGUCAGAUCCUGGUCAAUGGGAAGCCCAGGGACCUGAGGACCUUCAGGAAAAUGUCCUGCUACAUCAUGCAGGACGACAUGCUGCUGCCACACCUCACAGUGCGGGAGGCCAUGAUGGUUUCAGCCAACUUGAAGCUAAGUGAAACUAUGGAUGUGAAGAAAGAACUGGUGAAUGAGAUCUUGACUGCCUUAGGGCUCCAUGAAUGCGCUCACACUCGCACCAGCUCGCUGUCGGGCGGACAGUGCAAACGGCUGGCCAUCGCCCUCGAGCUGGUCAACAACCCUCCAGUCAUGUUCUUCGAUGAGCCCACCAGUGGUUUGGACAGUUCGUCAUGCUACCAGGUCGUCUCUCUAAUGCGUUCCCUGGCACUGGGGGGGCGAACCAUCAUCUGUACCAUUCACCAACCCAGCGCCAAGCUCUUUGAGAUGUUUGACAAGCUCUACAUUCUGAGCCAGGGUCAGUGUAUCUACAAAGGCACAGUCCCUUACCUCAUUCCCUACCUGAAAACUCUGGGCCUUUACUGUCCUACGUACCACAACCCUGCAGACUUUAUCAUUGAGGUGGCAUCAGGGGAAUAUGGAGACUUGAAUCCAGUGUUGUUUGAGGCAGUGCAAGGUGGACUGUGUGCCUUAGAGGAGAAGAAGAACCAGUGUGAUCAGAAAGGCCCUUCAGUCUGUGCAACAAAGUGCCAUGUGGACUCUGGACACAUAGAGAGCCAUACUUUUGCCACAAGCACACUGACACAGUUCUGUAUCCUCUUCAAGAGAACAUUCAUAACCAUAUGUCGAGACCAGGUGCUGACCCACCUCAGACUGAUGUCCCACAUCGCCAUAGGCGUGUUAAUAGGCUUGCUCUAUCUGAACAUUGGCAAUGAUGCCAGCAAGGUCUUCAACAACACCGGAUUCCUCUUCUUCUCCAUGCUCUUCCUCAUGUUCGGAGCUCUCAUGCCUACUGUGCUGACCUUUCCUCUGGAGAUGUCCGUGUUCCUGAGGGAACAUCUGAACUACUGGUACAGCCUGAAGGCUUACUACCUGGCCAAGACCAUGGCUGACAUUCCAUUCCAGGUGAUCUGCCCUAUCAUGUACUGCAGUAUAGUGUACUGGAUGACAGAGCAGCCUCCUGAGGCCAGCCGCUACUUGCUCUUCAUAGCCCUGUCCACCUGUACUGCCCUGGUCGCCCAGUCGCUCGGCCUGCUCGUCGGGGCUGCCUCCACCUCACUGCAGGUAGCUACGUUUGUCGGGCCUGUCACUGCUAUCCCGGUACUCCUCUUCUCUGGAUUCUUUGUCAACUUUGACACCAUCCCUAAAUACCUGCAGUGGAGCUCUUAUGUGUCUUAUGUCAGGUAUGGCUUUGAAGGGGUGAUCCUGUCCAUUUAUGGGAUGAACCGUUCAGAGCUGGAGUGUCCGGGGAAGGUGUGCAAAUUCCAGCAGCCUGAGGAAGUUCUCCAGUUGUUGGAUGUGGAAGAUGCCAAGCUCUACAUGGAUUUCAUUGUCCUGGGCAUUUUCUUCAUCCUCCUACGACUGGCCACCUAUCUUGUCCUCCGCUACAAGGUCAAGUCUGAGCGAUAGGUUUUUGCUUGGCUUGGCUCCCAAAACUCAAGGCCCUCCCUAACUUCAUUCCUGGUCUCUGUUCUGUGCACAGAAAACAACCUCUCAUGCGGGAACUGGUUCAGUUUCAUUUUAUACAUUGCUGCUUAGAGAGCAGAAUCUAAACUCUGAUCUGCUCCACUGCCAAGGACCACAUAGGGCGGUGAAUGAUGGUGAUGAGCAGUGAAGAGCCAUCUCAUGAACCCACAUAUACCUGUUUUACCUCAGACAUCUGGAUUUCAAAUGAAGUGUCCUGCACACAAAGGCAGACCAGCAGUGAGGAGGGCACCACAGGCAAAGAGACUUGGCCACGUUCAGUAGCAGAUACUGCACAUUUCACAACACUGGAAGAUAGAAAUGCUUUGAAAACAGGGCAGAUGUGAUAUGGUUCUCCAAUUCCUGAGUGGGCGUGCAUGUUUCGAUAUUGCACGCCAGCCGCUCCAAUCUGAAUGGUGGCUGACGUAAUAACUCUGGACCCAGGGACUGACCCUGUGAGAGAAGUAAAUACAAGCAGAGAAUGUUUACAACGUCUUUAUUAGCCAAGAAAAAACCUGAGGACAAACUGUUGCACUGGAGAAAGUGUGUUGUGUUGUGCCUGAAAGACUGAAAGUGAAUGACCAUACUUCUAUGAUAACCAUGGGAUCAUAUACACUGGAUGAAAGCUGUUUCUUUGACCUGGUUGUCACUUUGUUCAGUGUUUGCAUUGCAUUAUGACUGAGCUAGGGCAACAAUUAAGAGCUUAAAAGCAUUUAUUUGCUGUUUAUGAAAAUCAAAUCUUUCUUGUAGCUAGAUUUUUUUUAACAAGGUGAUACUUGUAAAGUAAGCCUUUUCUUGAUUACACCCCUAGAAAUUAUGUAUUUUUUCUACUUCCAUGAUCAAAUCCUAAAUCCUCUGAAAAAUCUAAGUUGAAAUACACAUCUUAUAAUCGUAAUAAUUUUAUACUGUCUUUACACCGUGUAUUAUCUGUGGUAUUGUAUGCAUAUGUCAGUAUAUCAGUCUAUUUAAUGCAAGAUAGAUUUAUUAUUGUAUCAUCAUGCUUUUUGCGUCCAAACCAUGUCCAGCACUGCCAUAAAAAGACACUUUAUGAUUAUAUGUAUGUUAUUAUUCAAAGAUAGUGUAUUCAAGCAUUACAACAACAGGACAUUUGUUCAACAACAUGUUCAUUCAGUCAGGUUUGUCGCUAACCAAAGUCGUGUGCUUUGUUUCAACUACAGGUAAUAAUUUUAUGCAUCUGGACUGCUAACAGGGAUACUCAGCUCUUGCACAACAACCAAAGAGAAUUAAGUGUAACUGGAAGUAUGUUUUUCAUUUCAUUUUCAUUUUCAAAGUCUACCUGAAUAAUUUAUCUGCAAUAUCAUGACCAUGUAUGUUCAUUGAUUCUCUGUUGAAACCUGUGAUAUGGCGAUCUCACAGCCAAAUGUUUGCUG
Myripristis murdjan (pinecone soldierfish) is the source of this 3641-nucleotide messenger RNA. Its product is annotated as ATP-binding cassette sub-family G member 4-like. Gene Ontology annotation, cellular component: plasma membrane. The transcript has 15 exons. Bases 205 to 2196 code for a protein of 663 amino acids. The record is from RefSeq and is a predicted model, not a curated record. Gene Ontology annotation, molecular function: ATP binding; ABC-type sterol transporter activity; ATP hydrolysis activity. NCBI's taxonomy places the organism in Eukaryota, Metazoa, Chordata, Actinopteri, Holocentriformes, Holocentridae. Gene Ontology annotation, biological process: transmembrane transport; cholesterol efflux; cholesterol homeostasis.